ACACACAUUUUACAAAGACUCCUGGGGAUUUCAUUGGAAGCUAUAUUUAAACCAUUAUUCAGAAGCCCUAACCCGGAAGUUUCUUCAGGUACUUUGUAGUAUUUGGAAUUUGGAUUUAAAACGAAACAACGAUUUAUUUAAUACAUCACCCUCCUAAAAAAAAAGCACAACGAGGGACACAAGAUCUACGUGUAACUGAUCGAUGACGAUGUUAUGAAACCUCCGAAAAUGGAAGAUUAUCAGGAACCAAUAGUCAAGUUUUAACGAACUCUUGCAAAAAGAAUCACCCUUCUUUUCUUCUUACCAACCUUUGAAAUGACGGAUCGCUGUAAAAGAAAGGUAGUAAAACCAAGAUUUUCAGAAACUUGUGGCGAAAAUAUUGAAGUCGAACUUGACUCUGCAAAGAAUCCCGUCAAAGCAAAAUGGAAAUUUUCGAACUCGUGUGGAUUGGCCUUUUCUGGUUUCUCUUUGUUUAACAACCGGAGGUAUGAAGUCAUCUUUAGCGGAAGUGGACACGCGCGGAUAGGAUUCACACAGACCGAUCCUGAUCACUUGUUGGACAUUCAGCAAGCUGUGAAGAAUAAUCAGAUUUUGUUUUUGUCGGAUGUUCGCUAUCACAAACGACAAUGUGUUGUGGAUAUUAUGAGGAGGGUUGGGAUCAAUGGUUCCACAUUCGAGACCAAAUAUAAGAAUGACAAUCCACAAACUAAAGAACUUCUACCCUCUUACGAUGUUUGGGCAGUCAUUUGUCUCAAGUUUGGAGAAAUAACAGCGGAAAUAAGAGACAAGGAAAACCAAACAACCUUGAAAUUCCAUAGAAAAAGCGAAAGAAAUGUGAAGCAUACGGACUUGAAAAUUUCCCUUACCUCACCUGUUCCAUUAGCUUAUGCAUGCUUGGAAAACACUAUAGGUACAGGCGAGAGCAUCCUCGUUAAAGUAGAACACAUUAAUAAAGAUGAAAAACCACCGAAUUCAUUUCAUCUCCGCGUAGGACUGACAAACAAAAGGCCACUGUCAAAUUCAGUAUUAGACUUUUCCCCUUCUUUAUGUAUAAAAAUUGAAAAGGAUGAAUGUUUGGGCGAUUUAUUCGUGUGUAUUUCCAGAAGAGGACAUUUUCAUGUAUGCAAAGACGAAUCUUGUAUAGAUACAAAAGCACUUCCCCCGGGCAUGGAUCCUAAAUUACCUAUGUACGUGUGCUUUGAAAUUUUUCGUGUCCGAAUCGAGUUAAUGGGAACCUUGUACUGUAAGCAUUCAGAUGCCAUGCAGUAUCCUAAAGAUCCAUCGCAAGAAAAUGAGUCUUUUUAUGCCAUUGUUGAGAUGAUUCAAAAAGUCGACGAGGACAUACGAACGGGAAAAAUUACUCCGGAGGUCCAAAAAAAGUUUACUGAGGGCCUUACAGAUUAUGCUAACCAUAUUUCAGUCAGAGAUCGGUCAAAAUCGGUUUAUCAAAUGAAAGGAGCUGAUGAAUACCUAACACCCACCAGCACAGGUCCAAUCAAGGGCAAUAAGACGGAUAUGUUUACAUUGAAAGAUGUUUGGGAGAAGCUGGAAGACAUCCAAAAAAGAAUUAAGGAUCAACAUUUAGAGAGACAUCAGGACUGCAAAAAAAUAUUGGAAGCCAUCGAGUUUUACUGCGAAAAAAUCACUGGAGAAAGAAAGGAGAAAGAAAUGAAUAGCGAAGUCUUCAAGAAUCAUCUCAGAAGCACGUGUGCAGGUUUCAUUGCGAAUGUAGACUGCUUUCCACUUUGUGACCACUUACUGCAAACUGGCAUAUUCCACCAACAUCAAUACGAAACUAUUCUGGACGAACAUAGACAAAAUCGACAAGAAGCUCGUCGGUCUUUGUUUAGUAUUUUGUUGAAGAAGGAAUACACACCAGAACAACUUCGAAAUCUAUGGGCGGCUUUUAGGGAUACAAAGCAGGAGACUUUACUUCCCAAACUCGGUUCAUCGUAACUAUUUAAAACCUCAGUUAAGAAUUUCUUGUAUAUUGUAUUGUUUGUUUGUUCCUAAUUUUGCUUUGGAUGAAAGUCUAAUAAAUUCAAAG
This is a messenger RNA of Magallana angulata, 2047 nucleotides long. RefSeq lists its product as uncharacterized. The coding region runs from base 316 to 1956 and encodes 546 amino acids. The transcript has 5 exons. The record is from RefSeq and is a predicted model, not a curated record. Lineage: Eukaryota; Metazoa; Mollusca; Bivalvia; Ostreida; Ostreidae.